Myxocyprinus asiaticus (Chinese sucker) is the source of this 2613-nucleotide messenger RNA. RefSeq names its product extracellular calcium-sensing receptor. Gene Ontology annotation, biological process: G protein-coupled receptor signaling pathway. NCBI's taxonomy places the organism in Eukaryota, Metazoa, Chordata, Actinopteri, Cypriniformes, Catostomidae. The transcript has 6 exons. The record is from RefSeq and is a predicted model, not a curated record. Gene Ontology annotation, molecular function: G protein-coupled receptor activity. Gene Ontology annotation, cellular component: membrane. The coding region runs from base 1 to 2613 and encodes 870 amino acids.
AUGUCUGUACCCAUCCUAUCUCGGCACCCACCGACUUUGCUGGUGCUUCUAUUGUGGGCAGUAUGGAAGGCUGGGAUGGGGUUUUAUGUGGUGGAGGAGACUCGGCAGGAAAAGUGUAUGAACAUGGAUAUAUCACAGCAGUUAGAUGAAGUUGGUCUCUACCAAGAUGGUGAUGUGAUUAUUGGUACUCUCAUUAAUGUAUACAUUCUGCCUGUGACCCCUGACCUGAGCUUCACCAGAAGAGCCGAAUUACAACCAUGCAACGUUCUUCAGGAACGCUCUGUGCGCUGGGCUCAGGCUGUAGUGUUUGCAGUCGAAGAAAUUAACCGUAACCCCUCACUGUUGCCAGGGGUUCGAUUGGGAUAUCACAUAUUGGAUAGCUGUUCUCAUUACCCCCACAGCCUGAGGGCAGCAAUGUCAAUGAUCAGUGGAAGAAACAGUACCUGUGACACCACUAAACCAGCCAAGCUCAUAAUUGGAGAUUCUUCCUCUACUCAGUGCAUUAUUCUGUCCAGGACCCUGGGUCCCAUGCAGAUCGUGAUGAUCAGCUACCUGGCGAGCUGCUCAUGUCUCAGUGACAGACAAAAUUACCCCAAUUUUUUCCGCACUAUCCCCAGUGAUGCUUAUCAGGCAAGCACCAUGGCACAGAUGGCUAAACGCUUUGGCUGGACCUGGGUUGGAGCCGUGGUUGCUGAUAAUGACUAUGGUCGUGGGGCAGUGCAGGUGUUUGAAGAGGAAAUUAAAGGCACAGGGAUCUGCUUGGCCUUUUUCCACACAAUCUUCAGGGAGCAAUUAGCUAAAGAUGUGAGACGUGCAGCGACAACAGUACAAGCCUCUUCUGCUCGAGUGAUCCUGGUUUUUGCUUGGUAUGCGGAUGUGGAGGCAUUUCUGUUGGAAUUGAUCCGUAGGAAUGUGACAGACAGACUGUUCUUGGCCAGUGAGAUCUGGAGCACCAGUGGAUAUCUUUUGAGCAAGCCUCAGCUCUACACCAUCACGAAGGGAACGCUAGGUGUGGCGUUGAGAAAUGCACCCAUACCUGGCUUCGAUGCGCACCUCCGACAGCUACAUCCUGACCGUUACCCAAAAGAUGCCCUUUUGAGGGACUUGUGGGAAAAUAUAUUUGGCUGUAGCCUUAAAAACGGCUCCUCCACAGCUUUUCAGAAAAACCUCCCUCCAUGCAGUGGCACAGAGAGUCUGUCAGGAGUAAAUCGUCAAUUUACAGAUACCGCUAGUCUGAGAGUGACGUAUAAUGUAUACUUGGCUGUAUAUGCUGCUGCUCAUGCACUUCAUUCUCUGUUGGAAUGCACCUCACAAAAUAGCUCUGACCCUACAAUGAAGCCACAGUGUUCCUCUCCAGACAACAUAACUCCAGCACAGCUUUUACAACACAUUGGACAAGUUAAUUUCACUACUCAGUUAGGAGAGGAGUUUUAUUUCCUGGAUGGGGGCAUCCCACCUGUCUAUGACCUGGUGAAUUGGCAGAGAGCUCCUGAUGGUUCACUCCAGUAUGUUUCUGUAGGUAGAGUGGAAGGCAGUCAGCUCAUUAUUAAUGAGUCAGCUAUUCAAUGGCCUGGGGACUCUGGGAAGGUGCCUGUAUCCGUGUGCACUGCUGAGUGCCCUCCAGGGACACGUAAAGCCAUUAAAAAGGGUCUGCCUGUGUGCUGUUUUGACUGCGUGCCCUGCACUGAGGGAGAAAUCAGCAAUAGUACAGGCUCUGUAAAAUGUUACCGGUGUCCCCAGGAGUUCUGGUCUAACAGUUUAAGAAAUGAAUGCAUGCCCCGAGAGACAGAGUUUCUCUCCUUUACAGAAACAAUGGGCAUCACUUUGACGAGUGUUGCUGUUUCGGGAGCUGUAAUGACAACUUCUGUGGCUGUUAUUUUCCUAUACCACAGGAACACUCCGAUAGUUAAAGCCAACAACUCAGAGCUCAGUUUCCUGCUCCUGUUGUCAAUCAAACUCUGCUUCUUGUGCUCUCUAGUUUUUGUUGGCCAGCCCUCACUGUGGUCAUGUAGGUUUCAGCAGGCUGCAUUUGGAAUCAGUUUUGUCUUGUGCAUCUCCUGUAUUUUGGUCAAAACCAUUGUGGUUCUGGUUGCAUUUCGCUCAGCUAGACCUGGAUCCUCAGGUCUCAUGAAAUGGUUUGGACCCGGCCAGCAGAGAAGUAGCGUUCUGCUCUUUACCUGUGUUCAGGUGGUUAUCUGUGCCAUGUGGCUCUCCAUCAGUCCACCUUCUCCACACCGUAACUUUGGAAUCCAGGGGUCAAAGGUCACCCUUGAGUGCACAGUAGGGUCAAUUGUGGGAUUUGCCUGUGUUCUGGGCUAUAUUGGCUUUCUGGCUGCCUUCUGUUUUUUGCUGGCUUUCUUUGCCCGUAAACUUCCAGAUAAUUUUAAUGAGGCAAAAUUUAUUACUUUCAGUAUGCUAAUCUUUUGUGCUGUUUGGAUUGCAUUUGUGCCAGCAUAUGUCAGCUCACCAGGGAAGUACAGUGUAGCUGUUGAGAUUUUUGCCAUUUUGUCCUCUAGUUUUGGACUCUUAGUUUGCAUAUUUGCACCAAAAUGUUACAUAAUUUUACUUAAGCCAGAAAACAAUACUAAGAAGUUUCUUAUGGGAAAAACAUAA